Molecule: messenger RNA, 832 nt
Organism: Ectocarpus siliculosus
Lineage: Eukaryota; Phaeophyceae; Ectocarpales; Ectocarpaceae
Source: the annotation of a GenBank genome assembly
AUGGCGUCGGUGUCACCAUCAGCGGCAACGGAGAGCGACAGCAAGAAGAGCGUCAAGGAUCUUACACUGGUAUUCUGCAGGAGAACAAAGCGGAGUUCGGAUAUCGGCUCUGAAGGUGGUGGUGGCGGUGGCAGCAGCGGCGACAGCGACGAUGACGCCAAGGAAAUACUUUUGGGCAUGAAGAAGCGAGGCUUUGGCGAGGGAAAGUGGAACGGUUUUGGGGGCAAGGUGGAGAGCGGGGAAUCCGUGGAGGAGGCGGCGAAACGGGAGUUGAUGGAGGAAGCUGGCGUGACCGCGCGGGAGCUUUCCUUGCGAGGGAGGCUGAUUUUUCAUGUGCCCUCCUACCCCUCGGUCAUGAGAGUUCACGUGUACGAGGCGGUUUCCUUCGAAGGGGAACCUGAGGAGUCGGAGGAGAUGCGACCACGGUGGUUCAGAAUCAGAGAUCUGCCCCUAAAGGAAAUGUGGGCCGACGACGAGCACUGGAUGCCCCUGUUCCUGGAAGGGAAAUCCUUCCGAGGAGAGUUCCAUUUCUCAGACGAGCAGACCAUCCUCCGUCAUGUUUUGGAGGCCGUCACCCCGCAGGAAAUGAUGCAAGUAGUCUUGAGAGAGCACGGCAUGGAUGCGAAACGGCAGUGCACGUAAAAGGAAACCACUACCGCGUGUUUGACCUGCUAAUAGCAGCCCUUCCGACGGGAACCCCCUUUCUCAGAUGAGUAGACCAUCCUCCGUCAUGUUUUGGAGGCCAUCACCCCGCAGGAAAUGAUGGAAGCAGUCUCGUGAGAGCACGACAUGGAUGAGAAACGAUAGUGCACAUAAAAGGAUCCACUACAGC